Molecule: messenger RNA, 869 nt
Organism: Caenorhabditis auriculariae
Lineage: Eukaryota; Metazoa; Nematoda; Chromadorea; Rhabditida; Rhabditidae
Source: the annotation of a GenBank genome assembly
AUGGAUUACGAUGCGAUGAAGCUGUCCACAUCUUUCGAGGACGACUUUGAUCAGCUUUCACGAAGCUUUGUGCGAUGAAAUCACUAUCCCGACCAACAUAUCUGAAAAACGUUUUACAAUAAGCCUCUUUUUAACUUCAAAUUUAUUGAUCUCUACUUUUUAAUUACCGAGACCCAACAAGAACUCACUUUUUGUGCACUGUUGAUGGUGACGAAUCACCCUCCCGGCGAACAUCGAAGUCCGAUUCUUUUGCCCGACGAGAACACGUAGACGAUAUUUGGGAAGUAAGCAAGUAAAAAGUACUAAAUGACGACGAAACGCAAAAAAUGGCUGGUCAUAAAAAUUUUUGUGUGUUUUCAGGAUAUGCUCAAUGCAGAAGCCAGUGUUCAACAGCGUUUCACUGAUGCUUGUAACAUCCUUAGAGACAGAAAUCGCCAGUAAACUUCUGGUUCUGAGGAGAGUACAGAACAGGCGGGGUACUUAUUUUAUUGUUUUAUGAAAAAGCUAGAAAACGUGUUUUUAUGAAUUUUACUGGAAUAUUAGGAUUUUGAAGAUUGGAAAAACGGACGUCAAAUCGUUCUAUUUUGUUUGUUAUUUCGGAAGCGAUUAUACUCUCAAACAGGGAAUUAUGAAAAAUUAAUAAUGAAAUCGCAGUUAAUUUCAAAAUCAUCUUUAAAAAAUAUUUUACUCACGAAUUUAUACUUUCAACUCAACUUGAACCGUUUUCAGAAGUUUUCUCAAUCUCAAUCUUCUACGUUCGACAACCCGACAACUUCCAGCGACACGAUCUUUGCAGCUUUCAACGACGCCAUCAAUUACGUGAACAAUUGAAAAAAAUAACCUCUGGACUGUUUUCUUGGCAAGAAUGA